GGGACAGAGAAGCGUAUUGCGGAAGUGUGUGAAACAGAGUCAUAUGACCAGGUAGAAAACCAGGAGAAAAUGCCACCCCGAUAUGGGUAAACUGCACCGGACACGGCGCCUAACAUCCACAAUCAGCACAGCAACAGUGACCUGAACUCGUUUCCGAACCCGGUGGACAUCCGUGAUGGAGGAAAUCAAAGCGUCUCCUGAUUAUAACUGGUUCAGAAGCACAGUGCCUUUGAAGAGAAUCAUUGUUGAUGAUGACGACAGUAAGGUGUGGUCGCUGUAUGAUGCCGGCCCAAAGAGCAUCAGGUGUCCCAUCAUCUUCCUUCCUCCAGUGAGCGGAACAGCUGAGGUGUUUUUCCACCAGGUGCUGGCUCUGACAGGCUGGGGCUACAGAGUAAUCUCGCUGCAGUAUCCUGUGUACUGGGAUCUCAUGGACUUCUGUGAUGGAUUUCGGAAGCUUCUGGAUCAUCUGCAGCUGGACAAAGUCCAUCUCUUUGGAGCCUCCCUGGGUGGAUUCUUGGCUCAGAAGUUUGCAGAGUGCACACACAAGUCCCCCCGAGUCCACUCUCUGAUCCUGUGUAAUUCAUUCAGCGACACCUCCAUCUUUAACCAGACUUGGACAGCUAACAGUUUCUGGUUGAUGCCAGCCUUCUUGCUGAAGAAGAUUGUUCUCGGGAACUUUGCUAAAGGUCCCGUGGACUCUAAAAUGGCAAAUGCAAUUGACUUCAUGGUGGACAGGCUGGAGAGUCUGAACCAGAGUGAGUUAGCUUCGCGGCUAACACUCAACUGUCAGAACUCGUAUGUGGAGCCACACAAAAUAAAGGAUGUUGCUGUGACCAUUAUAGAUGUGUUUGAUCAGAGCGCUCUGUCGCUGGAGGCCAAGGAGGACAUGUAUAAACUGUAUCCCAACGCCAGAAGAGCUCAUCUGAAAACAGGAGGAAACUUCCCUUACCUGUGCAGGAGCGCAGAGGUCAACCUCUACAUACAGAUUCACUUGCGUCAGUUCCACGGGACAAGAUACGCUGCCAUAAGUCCCGACAUGGUGAGCGCUGAGGAGCUGGAGGUGCAGGAGAGCCACCGGACGAGUAAUGAGGAAACUUGAAGGCGGACCGUGGGAUGACGUUUAGCCGCCAGCUGCUUCCUCUGAACAUUUCCAGCAGCUGCUGUCUCCCUCCUCCUGAACUCACGAGACUCUGAGGAGGACGUUCACUGGAUGUUCUAAAAACUUUCUAUGGAGCCCAACAGUCAAUCAGGAAAUCCAGAGAAUAUUUUUGACAGAAGCAAUAUUUUGGUAAUGACUUGUAUACAAAUGGUAUUCCACUGCUUUGCUUUAAAAACAGACGACACCUUGCCUUAUGUGAAAAGAAUCAUUGCACUUAUAAACUGCCCAAACUUAGUUCAUGUAUAUGUAUUAUAGAAAUUGUUCCAGCGAUGAACUGAACACACUGGUUGUAGACAUGUAUAGCUCAGACAAUUUGUAUAACGCACUGAUAUAAAAUUAUUUCUAUUUCAGUUUUCUAUUUUUUUCCUCUUAUUUUAUGUUAUGCAUUUCUGUAUGUCGCUGUAAAAGAUGCAGAACGAUGUGAAAAUUUGCCUGAAGGAAGAAAAAAAACAAAACAUCUCUUCAGGUUGAGUGUAUAAUGCAAUUAAAAUGUGAGCCGUUAGACUGA
Mugil cephalus (flathead mullet) is the source of this 1667-nucleotide messenger RNA. RefSeq names its product SPG21 abhydrolase domain containing, maspardin (gene spg21). Bases 176 to 1099 code for a protein of 307 amino acids. NCBI's taxonomy places the organism in Eukaryota, Metazoa, Chordata, Actinopteri, Mugiliformes, Mugilidae. Gene Ontology annotation, molecular function: CD4 receptor binding. The record is from RefSeq and is a predicted model, not a curated record. The transcript is spliced from 9 exons. Gene Ontology annotation, cellular component: cytosol; trans-Golgi network transport vesicle.